This is a messenger RNA of Malaclemys terrapin pileata, 7429 nucleotides long. It is a transcript of the gene ASTN2, whose product is annotated as astrotactin 2. The coding region runs from base 88 to 3426 and encodes 1112 amino acids. Gene Ontology annotation, biological process: neuron migration; neuron cell-cell adhesion. The record is from RefSeq and is a predicted model, not a curated record. The transcript is spliced from 23 exons. Lineage: Eukaryota; Metazoa; Chordata; Testudines; Emydidae.
CUGCUCUUCGUCCGCAACGAGCUGCCCGGGCGCAUCGCGGUGCAAGACGAUCUGGACAACACGGAGCUGCCCUUCUUCACCCUGGAGAUGUCUGGCACUGUGGCGGAUAUUUCCUUGGUGCACUGGAAGCAGCAGUGGCUGGAGAACGGCACCCUGUAUUUCCAUGUCUCCAUGAGCAGUGCCGAGCAGCUGUCCCGGGCCACCCCACCCACCCUUCAAGAGCCUGCUGAGAUCGUGGAGGAGCAGAUGCACAUUCUUCACAUUUCUGUUAUGGGUGGCCUGAUUGCUCUGCUCCUGCUCCUGCUGGUGUUCACAGUGGCGCUGUAUGCCCAGCGGCGAUGGCACAAGCGCCGCCGGAUCCCCCAGAAAAGUGCCAGCACUGAAGCCACCCACGAGAUCCACUACAUCCCCUCGGUGCUGCUGGGCCCGCAGGCCCGGGAGAGCUUCCGCAACUCACGCCUGCAGGCUCACAACUCCGUCAUCGGCAUGCCCAUCCGCGAGACGCCCAUCCUGGACGACUACGACUUUGAGGACGAGGAUGAGGUCCCACAGCGGGCAGAGCCUGGCACGAGGGAGGACGAGUUUGGCAGCCAGGUGACGCGGACACUGGAGAGCCUGGGCAGGGGCGGGGAGGAGAAGCCCGAAUACGAGAAGAAAGCUGCUGAGGCGACGCAGGAGACGGUGGAGUCCUUGAUGCAGAAGUUCAAGGAGAGUUUCCGCACCAACACGCCCAUUGAGAUCGGCCAGCUCCAGCCGGCCCUGCGCAGCACGUCGAUGGGGAGGCGGAAACGCAGGAGCAGACCCCGAGGUGGAAUUGGGUUUGGACGUGCCAAGGGAAACUCUGGCUCAGAGGCAGAUGACGAAACCCAGCUGACCUUCUAUACCGAGCAAUAUAGGAGCCGGAGACGGAGCAAAGGCUCUCUGAAGAGUCCAGUGAACAAGACGGCCCUGACGCUGAUUGCAGUCAGCUCCUGCAUCCUGGCCAUGGUGUGCGGCACCCAGCUCUCCUGCCCUUUGACCGUGAAGGUCACUCUUCAUGUGCCUGAGCACUUCAUUGCAGACGGAAGCAGUUUUGUUGUGAGCGAAGGAAGCUACCUGGACAUCUCUGACUGGUUAAAUCCAGCCAAGCUCUCCCUUUACUAUCAGAUUAAUGCCACCUCCCCCUGGGUGAGAGAUCUCUGUGGGCAGAGGACCACCGAUGCCUGUGAGCAGCUGUGUGAUCCAGAGACUGGUGAGUGCAGCUGUCAUGAAGGCUACGCCCCUGACCCAGUGCAUCGGCAUCUGUGCGUGCGCAGUGACUGGGGGCACAGUGAAGGGCCUUGGCCCUACACAACACUCGAAAGGGGCUAUGACUUGGUCACAGGAGAACAAGCGCCAGAGAAGAUACUCAGGUCCACUUAUAGUUUGGGUCAAGGCCUCUGGCUACCUGUCAGUAAGAGCUUUGUGGUGCCACCUGUGGAGCUUUCCAUCAAUCCUCUUGCCAGCUGCAAGACAGACGUCCUGGUGACAGAAGACCCGGCAGACGUCAGGGAAGAAGCGAUGUUGUCCACCUACUUCGAAACCAUCAAUGACCUGCUCUCUUCCUUUGGGCCAGUCCGAGACUGCUCACGCAACAACGGUGGCUGCACCCGUAACUUCAAGUGUGUGUCGGACCGCAAAGUGGACUCCACGGGCUGUGUGUGCCCGCAGGAGCUGAGGCCCAUGAAGGACGGCACUGGCUGCUAUGACUAUUCCAAGGGGAUCGACUGUUCGGAUGGCUUCAAUGGUGGCUGUGAGCAGCUGUGCCUCCAGCAGACCCUUCCCCUGCCAUAUGACCCCUCCUCCAGCACCAUCUUCAUGUUCUGCGGCUGUGUCGAGGAAUACAAACUCGCUCCAGACGGCAAAUCCUGUCUCAUGUUGUCUGACAUCUGCGAGGGCCCCAAGUGCUUGAAGCCGGACACCAAAUUCAACGACACCCUCUUUGGUGAGAUGCUGCAUGGGUACAACAACCGGACCCAGCAUGUCAACCAAGGCCAGGUGUUCCAGAUGACCUUCAGGGAGAAUAACUUCAUCAAGGACUUCCCCCAGCUGGCCGACGCGCUGAUGGUGAUUCCGCUGCCUGUGGAGGAGCAGUGCCGCGGCGUCCUCUCUGAGCCCCUGCCUGACCUCCAGCUGCUCACUGGCGACAUCAGGUACGACGAGGCCAUGGGCUACCCCAUGGUGCAGCACUGGCGGGUCAGAAGCAACCUCUACAAAGUGAAGCUCAGCACCAUCACCCACUCUGCAGGAUUUGCAAAUGUGCUGAAGGUUCUAAGCAAGGACAGCAGCCGGGAGGAGCUGUUGUCGUUCAUUCAGCAGUACGGCUCUCACUACAUCGAAGAGGCGCUGUAUGGAUCAGAGUUCAGCUGCAACAUCCACUUCCCCAGCAAGAAGGUCCAACAGCAGCUUUGGCUCCAGUACCAGAAAGAAACGACUGAACUCGGUACAAAGAAGGAGCUCAAGUCUAUGCCAUUCAUCACCUACCUCUCAGGCCUGCUGACAGCUCAGAUGCUCUCGGACGACCAGCUGAUCUCAGGCGUGGAGAUCCACUGCGAAGAAAAGGGCCGCUGCCCCUCCACCUGCCACUUGUGUCGGCGCCCAGGCAAAGAGCAGCUCAGCCCAGCCCCGGUGCUGCUGGAAAUUAACCGGGUGGUGCCCCUGUACACGCUGAUACCGGACAACGACACGAAGGAGGCCUUCAGGGGAGCCCUGAUGAGCUCGUACUGGUGCUCAGGGAAAGGAGACGUUAUCGAGGAUUGGUGCAGAUGUGACCUCAAUGCCUUCGAUGAGAAUGGACUCCCAAACUGCAGUCCUCUCCCUCAGCCUGUGUUGCGCUUAUCCCCCAGCGUAGAGCCCUCCAGCACCGUGGUCUCUCUGGAGUGGCUGGAUGUCCAGCCUGCGAUCGGGACAAAGGUCUCCGAUUACGUCCUUCAGCACAAGAAGGUUGAUGAGUACACGGACACUGACCUCUACACAGGAGAAUCCUUGAGCUUUGCUGAUGAUUUGCUCUCCGGACUCGGAACUUCCUGCGUGGCAGCUGGCAGGAGCCAUGGAGGGAUCCCAGAAACCAGCCUUUAUUCGGUCAUUUUCAAGUGCCUGGAACCAGAUGGCCUGUACAAAUUUACCCUCUAUGCCGUGGACACCCGAGGGAGGCAUUCAGAGCUGAGCUCAGUCACCCUGAGAACAGCCUGCCCACUGGUGGAUGACAGCAAGGCAGAAGAAAUAGCUGACAAAAUCUACAACCUCUACAAUGGCUACACCAGUGGGAAGGAGCAGCAGACUGCCUACAACACGCUGAUGGAGGUCUCCGCGUCCAUGCUCUUCCGAGUCCAGCACCACUACAACUCGCACUACGAGAAGUUUGGAGACUUUGUCUGGCGCAGUGAGGAUGAACUGGGGCCCAGGUAAAACCUAGAACAAACCGACAGUUACAACCAAGUGAAACCAAAACCGGAAGGGAGGUAGCUGGAACCUGACUCUGAACGACCCUCUGGCACAACCCUCCUGUCUCAGCCAUGGGGGCGAGGGGCAGCAGAAUGUGCAAGAAAGCCUGGACACCAGCACAGUCCGUUUUGGGGUGGAGGGUAGCAGCUGAUAGGGGUUUUCCACCCCGUCACGCACGAUUCACCGCUUUCUGAUCUAACUCUCCCUCCUCCUAGCCAUGGACACCAUCAGCAGCAGGAGCCAAGCUUGGGCAAACCCUGCUCCAAGCGAAGAUGAUCACCUCACUCAGGGCUACUGUGGGGUGGAGCGUUGGCCCCACAUCUCUGGCAGUCAGGCAGGUGCAACGGGACCUGCACCAAGUGAGCAGCUGCCUUCGGUGGCUUUAUAUCUUUUGUUUUGUGCAUUUGCUUGGUGGCUUGUGUCCCUCCAACCUCUUCCUCCUGCCUGAUCCAACCCCCACUGAAGUCAAUGGGAGUCUUUCCAUUGAAGUCAAUGGGAGCUGGAUUGGACCCUGAAAGAGUUAACCCUGUAUACGCCAAGGAUUAGAUUAAUCUUUUCCUCAGGACCGCUGCGAGGGAGGGUGGUAAAGGGCCCACGUCCCUUUGCGGCCCCUCCACUCACCCACCUAUGCACAGAGGCAAGGCGCAAUGGGAGGCUUGCGUUCAGGGAGCGCAAGGGGGCAGAGGUGGAAAUCAGGAGCCCCCUCACGCACAUGCCAACCCAGGUUUUCUUCUAAUAAAGCCCAUGGGAGGGAAUGCUGCGCGAAGCAGCGCUAACAUCCGCUGCUGGUGCUGUGGGCUCCGUCGGGGGAGAUGCACGGCCCAGUGGGGAAAAGAGCAGCAUGGAGGUUCUGCCCUGAAGAGGGGUCUGCCACUGUUGGCAGACCGGGAAUUGCAGUGCUGUGACUGGCCUGUGAGGCUUUAUGGGUGAGAGGCCACACCUCCGUCCACACUAGCCCCACCCCCCUCAAGCAAGAAGGACUCAAAUCUCUGUGAGCAGCAGCUUGCCCUAUCUUCUCCGCAUUGAUCCCUCUCUAUGCAAAAGGGGCUGUUUUGGCCCUGAGUUCACAGGCGCUCACAGCGGGCACGAGACACGUAUGCGCCUUUGGGGCUCUAUGCAGGGUAGCGUUCUAACUGGGGAAAGUAUAGAUAUAAAUCAAACCCAUAUUAAUACGUAUAACUGAAACGUUAUAGCUGCCCCAUCUCUCUGGGCGGUGCAAAUAGGACAUGGGACACAGAGCAGAGCUCCUGCCAACCUGCCUCGGGCGUAGAGGACACAAGGCGGUCGGCAUUUAAAGGGCAUCUGGGGCUUGUGAGCUCUUUUGAUGAUACACGAAGCAAACUGCCAGCACGGGGGAGGGGCAAUGCCACCGUCUCACGUGUAUUUUCGUGUGGCUGGCAGCCUCAGAAGAGAGGCAAAGGACUCAGGGCUGCAGGGGAUCGCUGUGAGUAAGUGCAGCUCCCAUUCUAUUCAGCUAAAUUUGAGGAUGUUCAAGAUCAUGAUGCCUGACCAAUCUUUUUGUCCUUGGGAGGGCAACAGUGAGCGCGUGCGUGCAGGUGGGUGGGAUGCCUGCAUGACAGCCAGGACCGGUACCUGUUCUCUGAAUCAAUAGAGGGCUUUGGAUGUGGGACCCUUCAGCAGAUUUACGACAGAUUCACUGCCCCAGCCCUCCCAGACUGGAAUUGUUUUGGGGUCAUCACUCGUUUAAUGGCCUUAGCUUUAACAGAGUGAGUCCAGGGAUGUGUUUGGCCCUUUCUCUUUGGAUCCUUAAACUUGACCCCAAUUCCUACAAGCAUGUUGAUUUCCCACGUCGAGCCAUUUUUACAACCUCCGGCAGCUCCCCCAGGCGUGCCAUGGCUGGGGAAGGGAGAUGCAGCCUCUGUAGAAGGCUGGGCAUUGACUACACCCAACCGAAAUAAAGUCCAGGUCUAGGGAGCGGUCCUAAGGCCCCUAAAUCAGUGAGUACCACUGGGAUGCCCAAGCUGGGCAAUGAAGCACUGCGGGCUUUUGGUAUCACUGAGUUGAAGAAGAAUUCCUCUUUUGGCUUAAAAUGUGAAUUUUUUGCCCUUCCCACCACAUCUUUUCCCUUCCCCAGAGUCUAAAAGAUCAGGCAAGCAGGAUGGUUCAUUCUGGGCUGCAGUGGUUCAAGGGACAGCAGCCGGUUCUAGGAUGGCUUCAAGGGGAGCUGGGCACUAGAGGUCCCACAUCUGGCCCCGUGGCCCUUGUCAAUGCACUUAAAUGAGCUGCCCAAGCUCUAAAAUGCCGCUGCCAUUCCCUUGUCAGGCAACGUUAGACCCGCCUCUUGUUUGAGCCCAUUUUAAAGCCCUGCAGAAGGGGAGAUUAACCCUUUCAGGGAGGCGUUAUUGUCAAUAGGAGCCCUGGAUGCAAAUCCAGCCGUUCGUGUGCAGACUUUAGGGAUAUGUUUGGAAUGGGUUGUAGCAGCAAUGUCCACACUGGCUCCGCUGGGUAUCAGAUUGACUCAAUGGGAUCUGAGCAACCAGAGGAUGCUGAAUCCCAAAUAAGAAAUGACGAAGCGGCCGGUGGAAAGUGCACCUUUCAGGACCAGAACUGGAGGUGGAGAGGAGGGGGCAGAUGGGAGGUGUGAGGGUAGCCUCUCUUAAUGCCCUUCCUUUUGGAAGGUUCCAAGCAGCUGAUCUCCUGCUCUGAAGUCGCUAUGUGGGAUGGAUCCGCCCACAGGCCUGAGAAUUUAAUACUGACAAACCCGGUUCAAAACUCUAAUACUGUCCCCAGCCAUUCUUUCCCCUCGGCUUGUGCCUUUGCACUCUCUGCCUCUCCUCUCCUCUCCUCCUGCGCCAACAGGAGCACAAAGAGGUUCUUCAAUAUAAUAUACCCACAUACCAAAGGGGAGGCGUAAGCAGAACCAUUGGCUAGCUGGAGGUGAAGCAGCAAAUCUCUUUGGCUGGCUGGUGUCCUGAUUUCUUGCCCCAGUGCUGAGGAGAAAACCAGAGGGUCUGAAAGGCAGGUUGUAGGUAAGCUUUAAGGCAGAUUGUUUGGUUGCUUGGGGUUGUUGUCACCCUGUCCUGACACAGUAAAGAAACUAGUUGUAUGGGACAUAGCAGCAGAAGUAGCAGCAGCAGACAUGCUCCAACGACAAGUAUGGGGGUUUGAUUUACCCUCCCUAUUCCCUCAGGAGCAAUAAUCUCCAAUCCUCAGUGCCAGCCUAACUCAUAAAUGCCAAUCCUCAGCCCAUCCACUCGCUAGCCCCCACCCUUGCUUCACCACGGGACGGUCUGCCCACCAGCAAACGUCUCGGAGUUCUCCCAUGUGUAGGCUGCAAUUUGCAGGCUGGAGGUAGGCCAGUGGAGCCGCGCAGAAAAGCCCAGUACAGUUUGCAAAGCUCCUAGCCUGGGUGUAAUAUUUCCAUGAUAAGAUAAUGCAACCCACAUUUCAUCCGUCUGGCCAUUUGGAAAGACAUUCACCGUGGUGAACCCAUCCUAACCUCAGUGCCCUGGGCGUGAGAUACCUGGCAUUCAGCAUCAAUAUAGGCUUGGCCUGGUUUCAUCCGAGAGCUCAGCCUCUUCCAUGAAUGCUCUGAGUUAUGAGCGCUGGAGAGGGGAAAGUGUGUUUGCUUUGAUCUCAAUCUCUCUAUUUAUCUCUAUAAAUUUGUAUAUAUAUAUAUGGCUUGUUUCUCGCCUUAGAUCUAGAUACAAACAGUUCAAAUUAGGUGGGCGCACAACUGCAUAAACACAUGCUGUUUUGAUACUUAAAAGUCUUGACUCGACUCUUUGUUUUUGCUUGUUUGUUGUUUUUGCUAUUUAAGAUAUACUUAAUACAUAACCCCCCACUUUGAGUUCUCCUUGGACAAAAAUUAAAGGCAGACUGGGUGAAUUCUAAAGGUCCCUGGUGCAGAAAUGCCAUCCAGUUGAGCAGCUAAAUGUUAAAGACAAUACCAAAAAGGGAUGUGGUGUCUCUCCGAGCCUGCCUUUAGCGGUGUGAUCGUCCAUUC